GUAUUUGCUCCUUCGCGGAACGUCCAUCAAAUUGUGAAUGUGCAUCGUGAUUCACUCUUUGUGUUUCGGCACCGUGUUUGUCUCCGGUCGUGUGCCUGAGUCCUUCCGACUGUCGGAGGGAGAAGUUUUUCUGGCAUGCCCAAAACUCCAGAGCUGUGUUAGAUGGGGACUCGUGUAUUGCUUUUUUUCCCUUGCGGAGUCGCCAGACCUUCCGUUGGCCAGGCUCCAGUGUGCGGUGUCUCGACAGACUCCAAGCAUCAGCCAAGCGACUGAGAGAGGGAGAGGGCUGGAGGCUUCCUGUGAGAUGCUAACUCUCUCAAGGAGACACUGAGGUGCGAGACGGCGAGAGCGAGUCUGCGAAAGAAAUCCCCCACACAGCGAGGGCACUUUAGGCUGGAACUACUCCGUUCACAGAGGUCAAAGAGUUUUUUUUUUCGCGUCUCGUAGUUACAAACCGUGAAGAGAGAUGCUCUUCAGCACGACCUGGUUGUUUGAAUUCGCGAAGGUUGUUCGACCCUGCAUGUCUCGAAGUGUAUUCUGAAGGUCUUCUGUGGACGAAUCGCUUCGGUCGGGCGUCACGGUCCGAGACAUUGCAGAGGAAACAAAAUUCCAGACCCAAGUGACAGUGUACGCAGGAUGCGGGAACGUCUUUGUACCAGUCUGCAUGGUGGAUCGGAAGUUAUGAGACACAGACAACCAAGUUCUUUAUGAUUGCUGUGCACACCUCCCCCCUGCUCGACGGCAAAACCGUUCAUCCACUUGCUAAGCAAGGGCCAGGCCAGCAAGAAUCCGAUCCGUCGGUUUGCCGUGUGCAGUUCCGGUUCGCGGAUCAUUUGUACAGAGACGAUAUCUACUUGUAAUGUGAAAGCUACGGUACAUGGUCUAGCUGCGAUCUCGAUGUUUUUAAAAAUGCCCGCUUUUUUAUGGAGGACUGAAGAGAAACGGGGAGUGAAAAAUGAAAGAGGCGAGAAAAGUGUGGUGAAAGGCAGCAGAAGAGGCGAACUAAGCAGACGAAGCACUCAGUCAAAGAGGGAAACCGAGACGGCAGCGAAAGGCAAGAGAAAAAAGGAACAGAGGGCGACGAAAUCUAAAGAAACUCCAGACAUCAACCUCCAUACCAAAGAGGGACUUGCGCCUUGUCGUUACCACUCCAGAUCGGAGUUUCGUUCAGGGAAAAGCCGCAACGCAUUCGCCCCAGGCACGACGCUCACGGCUCCCUCCCUGCACUUUGUUUUAAACUGCAUGCAUCGCGACACAACGACCUCCUCGUUCUCGGG
This is a messenger RNA of Toxoplasma gondii ME49, 1277 nucleotides long. RefSeq lists its product as hypothetical. NCBI's taxonomy places the organism in Eukaryota, Apicomplexa, Conoidasida, Eucoccidiorida, Sarcocystidae. The record is from RefSeq and is a predicted model, not a curated record. The coding region runs from base 38 to 331 and encodes 97 amino acids. The transcript is spliced from 2 exons.